CCAUUUUAAAAACGGAAGAGAAAGAAUCCCUAGAAAAGAAGGAAUCAAAAAUAAUGUUAAAAAAACGGAGUGAACAGCCUGUUGUGGAGUGGAACUGAGGGUCUGGGUAGAGAGGGCAGGGUCACCUGUACCUAGCUGUCUGUCUAUGAAGAGUAACCAUUCAAUGCAUCAUCCAAUGUACUUCAGUGGAGAGUUCACAGGUGAUCAAAGGGUCCAGGUAGGUUGGGCUGCGUCACCUGUACCCAGCUAUCUGCCUAUGAAAAGUGACCAUUCAAUGCAUCAUCCAAUGUACUUCAGUGGAGAGUUCACAGGUGAUCAAAGGGUCCAGGUAGGUUGGGCUGCGUCACCUGUACCCAGCUGUCUGCCUAUGAAAAGUGACCAUUCAAUGAAUCAUCCAAUGUACUUCAGUGGAGAGUUCACAGGUGAUCAAAGGGUCCAGGUAGAUAGGGCUGUGUCACCUGUACCCAGCUGUCUGUCUAUGAAGAGUGACCAUUCAAUGCAUCAUCCAACGUACUUCAGUGGAGAGUUCACAGGUGAUCAAAGGGUCCAGGUAGGUUGGGCUGCGUCACCUGUACCCAGCUGUCUGCCUAUGAAAAGUGACCAUUCAAUGCAUUAUCCAAUGUACUUCAGUGGAGAGUUCACAGGUGAUCAAAGGGUCCAGGUAGAUAGGGCUGUGUCACCUGUACCCAGCUGUCUGUCUAUGAAGAGUGACCAUUCAAUGCAUCAUCCAAUGUACUUCAGUGGAGAGUUCACAGGUGAUCAAAGGGUCCAGGUAGGUUGGGCUGCGUCACCUGUACCCAGCUGUCUGCCUAUGAAAAGUGACCAUUCAAUGCAUCAUCCAAUGUACUUCAGUGGAGAGUUCACAGGUGAUCAAAGGGUCCAGGUAGAUAGGGCUGUGUCACCUGUACCCAGCUGUCUGUCUAUGAAGAGUGACCAUUCAAUGCAUCAUCCAACGUACUUCAGUGGAGAGUUCACAGGUGAUCAAAGGGUCCAGGUAGGUUGGGCUGCGUCACCUGUACCCAGCUGUCUGCCUAUGAAAAGUGACCAUUCAAUGCAUUAUCCAAUGUACUUCAGUGGAGAGUUCACAGGUGAUCAAAGGGUCCAGGUAGAUAGGGCUGUGUCACCUGUACCCAGCUGUCUGUCUAUGAAGAGUAACCAUUCAAUGCAUCAUCCAACGUACUUCAGUGGAGAGUUCACAGGUGAUCAAAGGGUCCAGGUAGGUUGGGCUGCGUCACCUGUACCCAGCUGUCUGCCUAUGAAAAGUGACCAUUCAAUGCAUCAUCCAAUGUACUUCAGUGGAGAGUUCACAGGUGAUCAAAGGGUCCAGGUAGAUAGGGCUGUGUCACCUGUACCCAGCUGUCUGUCUAUGAAGAGUGACCAUUCAAUGCAUCAUCCAACGUACUUCAGUGGAGAGUUCACAGGUGAUCAAAGGGUCCAGGUAGGUUGGGCUGCGUCACCUGUACCCAGCUGUCUGCCUAUGAAAAGUGACCAUUCAAUGCAUCAUCCAAUGUACUUCAGUGGAGAGUUCACAGGUGAUCAAAGGAUUCACUGCUCACUGGAUUUAAGUCGUUCAGAAGAGAAGAGUUCAGAGAAACUGUCCUCCUCCAAACAGUCUCUCCUGCGCACUCUGAUGAAGCUGAAGAAGACUGAAAAGUUGAAACUGUUUCAGAGCCAUCUGAAUCAGGGUUUCCCAGAAUGGUUUAAUAGUAGAAGAACAGAAGAUCCUUCUGUACUGGAUACGUUUAUGAAGAUGAAGGAAUUGUUCAAGAGUCAUCAAAUUACUGAUUACCCAGAAUGCACUGAGAGAGGGCAGGAGGAUCCUGAGGCCCUUUACAUAGUUGAGAAGAUGCUGGAGACCUGUGGCAUUGAGAGGUCUCUGAAGAUCACACUCCAUAUCCUGAAGAACAUGAAGAAGAAGGAUGUCACUGACCCACUGGAGAGAGAUGAGCAGCACAAUGAAUUCAAAGAAAGAGCCCAGCAGGCACUGAAAACUGCUCUGAAGAAGAGGUUUGAAUGCAUAUUUGAAGGUUUAGCAAAGCAGGGCCACCAAACCCUCCUCAAUGAGAUCUAUACAGAGCUCUACAUCACAGAGGGGGGAAAUGGGGGCGUUAAUGAUGAACACGAGGUCAGACAGAUUGAGACAGCAUCCAAGAGACAAACCACACAUGAGACUGCAAUCCCCUGCAAUAACAUCUUUAAGCCUUUACCUGGACAAGAGAGACCCAUCAGAACUGUGCUUACAAAGGGCAUCGCUGGCAUUGGGAAAACAGUCUCUGUGCAGAAGUUCAUUCUGGACUGGGCAGAUGGAAAAGCCAAUCAAGACAUUGAUUUCAUCUUCACUCUUCCUUUCCGAGAUCUGAAUCUGAAAAAGGAGAGAGAAUUUAGUCUCAUGGAACUUCUGCAGCAAUACUUUCCACAACUGAAAGAGAUCAAAAGUUUUGAAGGUGAUGAAGUCAAAGUUGUGUUCAUCUUUGAUGGUCUGGAUGAGUGUCGACUUCCUCUAGAUUUCCAAAGCAAUGAGAUCUGCUGUGAUAUAACAGAGUCAUCAUCAUUGGAUGUGCUGCUGACCAACCUCAUUAAGGGGAAUCUGCUUCCCUCUGCCCUCCUCUGGAUCACCUCCCGACCAGCAGCAGCCAGUCAGAUCCCUCCUGAGUGCGUCCACCAGGUGACAGAAGUACGAGGAUUCAAUGACCCACAGAAGAAGGAGUACUUCAGGAAGAGAAUCAGAGAUCAGAAAAAGGCCAGCAAAAUUAUCUCACACACAAAGUCAUCCAGGAGUCUCUACAUCAUGUGUCACAUACCAGUCUUCUGCUGGAUUUCUGCCACUGUACUGGAGACAAUGUUGGAUAAAGUAGGCAAUAAAAAAAUGCCCAAAACUCUGACUGAAAUGUACACACACUUCCUGCUCAUUCAGACUAAUGUGAAGAAUGAGAAGUAUCAUGGCACCAAUGAGACAACCCCAAAGAAAAUGUCAGCAUCAAAUACAGAAAUCAUCCUGAAACUGGGGCAGCUGGCUUUACUACAGCUGAAAAGGGGCAAUCUGAUAUUCUAUGAAGAGGACCUUAGAGAGAGUGGCAUUGAUGUCAGUGAAGCUUCAGUGUACUCUGGAGUAUGCACAGAGAUCUUUAAAGAGGAGUGUGGGUUGGGUGAGGAGAAGGUCUACUGCUUUGUGCAUCUGAGCAUUCAGGAGUAUCUGGCUGCUUUGUUUGUGUUUCAUUCAUGUGUGAAUGAGAACAGAAAUGUACUCAGAGCAGAACAAUCAAAACCUCGCAGUGACAGAGUGCAGCUGUCUGAGUUACACAGGACUGCAGUGGAUCAGGCCUUAGCGAGUAAGAAUGGACACCUGGACCUUUUCCUCAGAUUCCUUCUAGGCCUCUCUCUGGACUCCAUUCAGACUCUAUUAGGAGGAAUACUGACAAAGACAGGAAGCAGUUCAAAGAGCAUUAAGGGAGCAGUCCAGUACAUUAAGAAGAAGAUCAAAGAUGAAUCUUCAGCAGAAAGGACCAUCAAUCUGUUCCACUGUCUCAAUGAACUGAAUGACAACUCUCUAGUGGAAGAAAUCAAAAAUUUCCAGAGAUCAGGAAAACUCUCUAAUGAAAAGCUGGAACCACACCAAUGUUCAGCCCUGGCCUUUAUGUUCCUGAUAUCAGAGGAGAUCCUAGAUGAGUUUGACUUGACGACCUACAAAACAUCAGCAGCAGGUUAUCAGAGGCUGGUACCAGUAGUCAGGCACUGCAGGAAGGCCAUACUGAACAGGUGUGACCUCACAGGGAAGUCCUGUGAACUUGUGGCCUCUGCUCUCCAGUCAUCAAACUCAACCCUGAGAGAUCUGGACCUCAGCAACAAUAACCUGAGUGAUUCAAAAGUGAAGCUGCUCUGUGCUGGACUGAUGAGUCCAAACUGUAAACUACAGAGACUGGACCUCAGCUACAAUAACCUGGGAGGUUCAAGAUUGAAGCUGCUCUGUGCGGCACUGAUGAGUCCAAACUGUAAACUACAGAGACUGGACCUCAGCCGCAGUUACCUGAGAGAUUCAGAAGUGAAGCUGCUCUGUGCGGCACUGAUGAGUCCAGACUGUAAACUACAGAGACUGGCCCUCAGCCACAGUUUCCUGGGAGAUUCAGAAGUAAAGCUGCUCUGUGCUGCACUGAUGAGUCCAGACUGUAAACUACAGAGACUGGGGUGAGUAGUGCUGUGUACUGUGUGACCUUAAUUAAAUAGAAUGAGUGAUUAUGGAUCUGUGCAGUGAAAUAUAGGGUUCCCAGGCUUGUGGUUCCUGACCAUAACAUAGGGUUUCAGUGGAGUCUGUAGUAUCAGGUCACAGGUGAUGACUGAAUGCUGAAUGCAUGAUUGACAUUGUGAAAUAUUGACCACUUCAGUACAGGAAUAUGUUUCACGUCUAUCGUAACAUAACAAAAAUAACGUAACAUAACAUAACAUAACAUGAUGAUGAGAAUAGGCCAUUCAGCCCGACAUGCUCACCGUUUUACUACCUACCACUAGUGCUUGGUUUACCUACAAACUAGAUAGUAUCCAGCAUCGUAUCAAGCCCAGUCUUGACAACCCCCAGAGUUCCUGCCUCUACUACAUGACAUGCGCCAAGCUAUUCUACAAAGUGACUACGCUCUGUGUGAAAAAAUACUUCCUAACGUAGGUGCGGAAUUUACCUUUUGCUAAUUUCCUUUUAUGCCCC
This is a messenger RNA of Anguilla anguilla (European eel), 4693 nucleotides long. Its product is annotated as NACHT, LRR and PYD domains-containing protein 3-like. The coding region runs from base 146 to 4186 and encodes 1346 amino acids. Lineage: Eukaryota; Metazoa; Chordata; Actinopteri; Anguilliformes; Anguillidae. The transcript is spliced from 18 exons. The record is from RefSeq and is a predicted model, not a curated record.